CUUUGCUUCCUCUAGGCGUCAGCUCCUUUUCCCUCUCGCCUCUCUGUCCAAAGCUCCCCAUCUCGAUUCUCCCUCCCCGACUUUUACGCUAAGAAAAGCGUCGGAGCGCGACCUCUCGGAUCCACGCCGACGCCGGCGAUCCCCGCCCGCCGUCCCUCGCCGGACCAACGACUCCGACCGAAUCUACUUCGCUCUCUCCGUCUGCACUCCACUCUCGUCACCUUCUCCAUCUUCUUCCGCUCCUUUCGCCGUUCUCGUCUCUGCUUCCGUUUCGUCGCCGUCGCGUUUGCUCGGAUUUGCGAUCCGGAGGGCGGGAGACUGGUGCGUUCGUCUUCGCCCCUCGGUCCGCCGGAGGAGUUCGAUCUCGGUGUGUAUCGGGAGCGGCGGAGUUGGUGGGAGGGAGUGAGGAGCUCGAUUUCGGGAAUGGGGUUUCUGAGCACCAUACUGGGGUUUUGCGGGUUCGGAGUCGGAGUUUCUCUCGGCCUCGUGAUCGGAUACUUCCUUUUCAUCUACUUCCAGCCCGACGACGUCAAGGAUCCCAUCGUCCGGCCACUGAUCGAGCAAGAUACAGAGACGCUGCAGCGAUUGCUUCCUGAGAUACCCCUUUGGGUGAAGAAUCCUGAUUUUGAACGGGUUGAUUGGAUUAACACGUUUUUGCAACAUAUGUGGCCUUAUCUCGACAAGGCAAUCUGCAAGACUGCAAAGAAUAUUGCAAAACCUAUAAUAGCAGAACAAAUUCCCAAGUACAAGAUUGACUCUGUUGAAUUUCAAAAACUCACAUUAGGGACACUUCCACCAACUUUUCAAGGUAUGAAGGUUUAUGUCACUGACGAGAAGGAGCUGAUUAUGGAGCCUUCCUUGAAAUGGGCUGGAAACCCUAAUGUCACUGUUGCUGUUAAAGCAUUUGGCUUGAAGGCAACUGUUCAGGUAGUUGAUUUGCAAGUUUUUGCUUCACCAAGGAUUACUCUGAAGCCCUUGGUUCCCAGCUUUCCUUGUUUUGCCAAUAUAUUUGUGUCUCUCAUGGAAAAGCCACACGUUGAUUUUGGGCUAAAGCUUGUCGGUGCUGAUCUCAUGUCAAUACCUGGUCUUUAUAGAUUGGUUCAGGAGCUAAUAAAAGAUCAGGUUGCAAACAUGUAUCUUUGGCCCAAGACACUUGAAAUACCGAUACUGGACGUAUCAAAGGCAAUGAAGAGGCCUGUAGGGAUUCUGCAUGUGAAGGUUGUGAGGGCAAUGAAACUGAAGAAGAAAGAUUUGCUGGGUGCAUCAGAUCCUUAUGUGAAAUUGAAGCUUACGGAGGAUAAGGUUCCUUCAAAGAAAACCACUGUGAAGCAUAGAAACUUGAACCCUGAGUGGAAUGAGGAAUUCAAUGUUGUGGUUAAAGAUCCAGAGUCACAGGCCUUGGAACUUAAUGUAUAUGAUUGGGAGCAGGUAGGCAAACAUGAAAAAAUGGGUAUGAAUGUAAUUCCAUUGAAGGAAUUGCCCCCUGACGAGCCAAAAGAGAUGACUAUUAACCUCCUCAAAUCAAUGGAUCCUGAUGAUUCUCUAAAUGGUAAAUCACGAGGGCAGCUUGUUGUGGAGCUUACAUAUAAGCCUUUCAAACAAGAGGAGAUAACUCUGAAUUUUGAGGAUUUAAACCUGGCUCAGACGGCCCCUGAAGGUACACCAGAUGGUGGAGGUCUGCUUGUUGUUAUAGUUCAUGAAGCACAAGAUGUUGAAGGCAAGCAUCACACCAAUCCAUAUGUGCGGAUACUUUUCAGAGGAGAGGAGAGAAAAACUAAGGCCGUGAAGAAGAACCGAGAUCCAAGGUGGGAGGAGGAGUUCAAUUUCACAUUGGAUGAGCCUCCUACUGAUGAGAAGAUGCAUAUUGAAGUUCUCAGCGCCUCAUCAAGGAUAGGUCUGCUACAUCCUAAGGAAUCGCUGGGCUAUAUCGACAUAAGCCUUGCUGAUGUUGUGAGCAACAAAAGAAUCAAUGAGAAGUACCAUCUUAUCGACUCGAAAAAUGGGCGGAUCCAAAUAGAGAUGCAAUGGAGAACUUCCUGAGUUGCGGUUGGUUUCCUGGUCUCAAUAUGCUUUGGCUUCAGAAUUGCAACACAGUAAAAAUAAUUUCAGAGUCACCAUAGAAACCCAUACAGAUUUGUUUGUUGUUGUACACAUCAUAGAAAUAAAAUCUGCAAACUACGUGCAACCUUUGAUUGUGCCUGCGCGGCAUUCUUUUUUCCACGUAAAUUUGCUUUCUGUACUGGGCGGGCUCUUCUAGCUGAUGAAACUCAGAUUAUGCUGCGGGGAUCUCCACUGUUACCUGGAGGAAAGAAAAAGGAGGAAGUUACAAGUGCCUGGGGAAACGGUUGUCGACUUAUAUUCGAUAACGGAUUGUGCCGUUCUCUUGAAUUAUCGAUAAUUUGUUGUCUUUGCC
Eucalyptus grandis is the source of this 2413-nucleotide messenger RNA. Its product is annotated as synaptotagmin-1. The coding region runs from base 424 to 2040 and encodes 538 amino acids. The transcript is spliced from 12 exons. NCBI's taxonomy places the organism in Eukaryota, Viridiplantae, Streptophyta, Magnoliopsida, Myrtales, Myrtaceae. Gene Ontology annotation, cellular component: endoplasmic reticulum. Gene Ontology annotation, molecular function: lipid binding. The record is from RefSeq and is a predicted model, not a curated record.